Molecule: messenger RNA, 1050 nt
Organism: Zophobas morio
Lineage: Eukaryota; Metazoa; Arthropoda; Insecta; Coleoptera; Tenebrionidae
Product: pupal cuticle protein Edg-84A-like
Exons: 3
Coding region: 67-960 (297 amino acids)
Cellular component (GO): extracellular matrix
Source: RefSeq, a predicted model, not a curated record
CGAGAUUCACCAUCGGCAGUUGUGAAAGUUCUUGCGUGAGUCGAGUCGAACUUGAACUUGAGUGCGAUGUGGAUACGGCAGAAAAUACCCCUUCUCGUCCUCUUCCUUGCCACCGCUUAUGGUCGCCCCCAACACAGCUACGCUCCAGCCCACGAAUAUGGAAGUAAAUCUCCCGGCUACAGCUUCAGCUACGGAGUCAAGGACCUACACACCGGUGACGUCAAACAUCAAUGGGAAAAAAAAGAUGGCGACACCGUCCGAGGCCACUACUCGGUACUAGAGCCCGAUGGUUCCGUCCGAACCGUAGACUACACAGUCGACGGCAAAAACGGCUUCAACGCCGUCGUCAACCGAGUACCAUCUCACAAAUCCCCAGUACCACCGGCACCACAACCCAUCGACACCCACUACACCACCUUGCAAGAACCCGUCAAAACCGAGUACCAGUACGACGGCAGUACCAACGACAUUAAGCACUACUACUUCGUACCAGAAGACGAAGACAGCAAGGAAACCGUCAAGACGAAAAUACAAAUUCCGCCACCGCAGUACUACAAGAAGUACCACCACCAGCCUGUUAAAAGUACCGCGAAGCUCCCAGUCGAUUUGCACCUAGUUAAACAAACCACAGAGAAGAUUAUCCCCCUGGAUAUUAGCCAGUUGCAUCCAGUUGAGAUCGAUUUGAGUCAGCACACUACUCAUGAGUUGAGUACUGACGAGUUGAGGAAGUUCUUGAGCGAGUACUACAGGGUGGGGUUCGAUGGGUUGAAUCAGCCGCAGCUGGAGACGGGGUUUAAGCCUAUUAAGAAUGGGGUUACUGUUGCGCAGACCUUCAAGAGUGCGAAGAAGCCUGCUACGACGCCGGGGUUGAGGAAUUAUUCGUCGAAGGGGAAGCAUAGGUUUAGAGGGGGGGAGGGGAGGCGGCAGAGGGGGGCUGGGGUGAGGCAAAGACAGAAUUAAGGGGUUGUUUUAUUUAUUGUUUUUAGAUUUAGUUUGUGUUGUUGUAUUUCUUAAAUAAAUAUUUAAAUGUGAUUAACUGAUUAAGGUACU